Molecule: messenger RNA, 1269 nt
Organism: Phialemonium atrogriseum
Lineage: Eukaryota; Fungi; Ascomycota; Sordariomycetes; Cephalothecales; Cephalothecaceae
Product: S-adenosyl-L-methionine-dependent methyltransferase
Exons: 9
Coding region: 63-1178 (371 amino acids)
Molecular function (GO): methyltransferase activity
Source: RefSeq, a predicted model, not a curated record
CUGGCCCCAUUUUUGAGAGUUGAGAGCUGAUCAAUUCCUAUUCCUUCAGUGUUUCCAUUGCCAUGGCUGACGAUAGAGAGCCCGAGACCGGCGGCGCGGCCGCGGCUGGCGAGAAAAAUCCUGGGACCGUCCCUGGGCCGGCGGGUAGUGGUGAACAAUCCAACCCAGCACCCCCACUGGACAUCCUGCCACCCCAACACUGGGUACAAGCGGCCCAAGAUAAUGCAUCGGAUGACGACGGCGACUCGGCUCUGGGUGAGGACGCAGCGAGCUCGACCGCCUCAAUCACCUCGACUAUUCUCAAUUACAGAACGAUUCACGGCAGGACAUUCCACAGCGAGACGGGCAAUGCCCAAUACUGGGGGUCCAACGAUGACAAGAAAAAUGAGUCGAUGGAUAUCGGCCACCAUUUGAUGACGCUCACAAUGGACGGCAAGCUUUAUCGUGCGCCACUGAAGAAGAAUAUCAAGAAAGCACUUGAUAUCGGGACUGGGACGGGAAUCUGGGCUAUCGACUUCGCCGACGAGUAUCCCGACACCGAAGUAAUCGGCACCGACGUAUCGCCCAUCCAACCAGGCUGGGUCCCACCAAACCUCAAGUUCGAAAUCGAAGAUUGCACAAGGCCCUGGACCUUCCGUCCCGACUGCAUGGAUUACGUGCAUAUCCGCCUACUCGUUGGCAGCGUUAUUGACUGGACCGAACUGUUUAGGGAAGCCUACAAGGUCCUCAAGCCAGGCGGCUAUCUCGAGAGCUACGAGGCGUCGCCGGCGAUGGAGAGUGACGACGGCACCGUCGACGACAAGAGCGCCAUGCACCAGUGGGGCAAGUUCUUCAUCGAGGGCGGGCGCAAGUUGGGCCGGACGUUUACGGUUAUCGACGACAAGGUCCAGAGGAAGGCGAUGGAGGAGGCGGGGUUUGUUGAUAUCGAAGAGUGGGAUUGUAAGGUCCCCAUCGGCGGAUGGGCUCAGGACCCGAAGUUGAAGGAGAUAGGACAGUAUGCGCAGCUCUCGCUCGAGCAAGACUCGGAGGGCUGGGUACUAUUUAUGGCGAAUGUCAUGGUGGGAUGGUCGAAGGAGGAGAUCCAGGUCUACACGACGCAACUGCGGCGGGAGAUCCGCUCCGGCAAGAAACAUGCCUUCUAUCGCCAAAGGGUUGUUUGGGGUCGGAAGCCGGAGUAGUCAUGGUCGGAUCCGUAUUAGGAUAAUCGAGAUGAGUUGGCCGGAAAUGAAAACUAGAGGAAGCGCAUAAGAUCUAAAUACAGGAAGAGAG